This is a messenger RNA of Coffea eugenioides, 1032 nucleotides long. RefSeq names its product auxin-responsive protein SAUR22-like. The transcript has a single exon. The record is from RefSeq and is a predicted model, not a curated record. Gene Ontology annotation, biological process: response to auxin. The coding region runs from base 404 to 712 and encodes 102 amino acids. Lineage: Eukaryota; Viridiplantae; Streptophyta; Magnoliopsida; Gentianales; Rubiaceae.
AUGACAGUAAGAUUUAGAUGGCAAAAAGGUUCAUUGGCCUAAUAACUUCUGGUGUGCAAUCAUUGAACCUCAGUCUUGAUACUUAAAGUUCAAAAGGGGUCCUCCUUGUUAGAUGUUCAAGAAAGUUGUAGGCCCUGCUACACUUCUUGGUUCUAAAUUCUUGAUCAUUAGUUGGGAGGCAAAACCAUGUGAUAAUGCAUGACUCAUGUCCUGUCUUUAAUGUCCGAAGAAAAGCCUCUUUACCACAUCAACAAAAUGAUGAUUCUUCUGUAUAUAAGCUCAUAACUUGAUUAGCACAGCACCAGUUCUUCAUUCACAAACAUUAUAGAAAGCCUUCUUUAUCCUUUAAAUCUUUCUAUUCAUUGUUUGUUUGAUUUAAUACAAGGAAGCAUCCUGUACAACAAUGGCUAUUCGUCUGCCUCGUAUUAUUCAAGCUAAGCAAAUUCUUAGGCGCUCCAUAUUGACGUCUAAUGCUGCCAUUUCAGCUUCUGUAGAUGUUCCAAGAGGCUAUUUAGCAGUUUAUGUUGGAGAAAAUGAAAAGAAACGAUUUGUGAUUCCCGUUGCUUACCUGAAUGAGUCUGCAUUCCAAGAAUUACUAAGCCAAGCCGAGGAAGAGUUUGGUUUUGAUCAUCCAAUGGGGCGUUUGACAAUCCCCUGCAGAGAAGACAUGUUCAUUGAUCUCACUUCUCGCUUGAGUAGAUGUACGAGUUAACCGAGCUGGCACGCAGUGUUAGACAAUAAUAGUAUUUAGUUGACAUAGCAAAGCACAAUCUUUGUAAUGUAGAGCAUGCAGAUUGCUUUUGUACAUUGCUUUUUUUUCCAUGAAAGCAGAGCAUUAUGACUAUUUGAAGCUGUCUGAAACUGCCAUUAGUAGAGGAACAAAAUACAGCUUCAAAAGAAUGAUUUAUUAAUCUUCCUUAUCAGAUUCGACCUGCAGCAUUCUUCUGUUUAAGAGCAACAUUUGCAGAAUAAUAUUCAUGAUCCAUGCUACUCUUCAUAUUCUUCAAGAAGAAAAGAAAGGUAUAAAUCAAU